UACCCCGCCACUAGUCAUGACUCUCGAUUAGCUUUCGGUGCUCAACUACGCGAUUAGGUGUGCUGCGUUCAUACAGUUGUCCAAAUGGGGACGGUGGUGGUGCGUUAAGCACCUAUUUUGGCAUUGGGCAUGCUCCAGUGGUGCAUUCGCAGCUGAAGCAGUUCGUUCUUGUUGCAGAAUCAUGUGUGCAACUAGCAUGUUCAGCUUCCAAGUUGUGCGCUUGGCCUGGGUGUCGAUACGAAAAACAACCUAGACUCGGCUUCUCCGUGGGAGGGCAGAAGAGGUGGAAGUAUUAUCGAGUAUAAAGUAGGCCGUGACGACCUACAGGAAACGAUCAGAAUCUACUAAACCAACAACAUUUCCUUCUUGUACCCAGCAUCGCUGCCCCCAUUCAAAGCGUGUCUAAGCCAGCAUCAUUGUAUGCAGAAUUCCAGCCUUCAUUGAACGUCCAGAAGUAACAAUUGUAGCGCUCUACAAGAAAUCAAAGAUGCAAGCCCGCACAGAAUUCGAUUCCGCCAUCGAGGAUUCCUACCGACAGGACGUCCAAGGCGCAAUCACCGUAAUCGAAGCAGCGUCAGAAAACAUCCCGCUCGUGUUCCGCCAAAACCAGGUGCCAGACGGCUCAAGAGUGGGCGACCACCAAAUCGACGCAGCAGCCGAGCACAUCGUCCGCUGGGAUGUCCGAAGGCCAGCAGAGAUUUUCAAUAGAGGCUUCCGCCCGCAACUAAGUCGCGACAUGAAGAUUGAUCGAAUGUACAACUUCAGACGCUACCAGGGCGUCCCCACCGCUAACUCGGUCUUCGUCUCAACCGCACGCGCCUUCCACGACGACAAAGGUACGCCUACCAUAUGGAAGCCGGAUAACUGGGACAAGGAGACCAGGUUCCGAUACGUGAUCAGCGGGUGCUACGGGGGAAUCGACGUCAACGCGACGAUAGUGGAAAAGAACAACCACACUAGUGAGCACGAGAUUACGUUUGUUGGUGGCAUCAGGAGGAAGUUUAUUCGUUAUGCGGUCGAGAUUCAGAACGGUGUGGAGACGAAGGUGUGGGAGAACGGUCAUGCACUCGGUGCACCGGCUACUAUUCCGUAUCCGCGUGAUAUUCCUGUGGAGAGAAUUACACCCAUGUAGUUGCUGCUUGCCCUCACUUUUAUGUUGCCUACAUCUGAGCUCAGAGCUAUGUCACUCCGCCGAUUGUGUUUUGAAGGUCGACGAGAUGCAAACGGGUCGGAAGUGAUAGUCUUGCAUUUUGCUCCUUUACAAAUGCAGCGGUUUACUCA
Messenger RNA from Boeremia exigua, 1281 nucleotides. RefSeq lists its product as uncharacterized. Lineage: Eukaryota; Fungi; Ascomycota; Dothideomycetes; Pleosporales; Didymellaceae. Bases 488 to 1132 code for a protein of 214 amino acids. The transcript has 2 exons. The record is from RefSeq and is a predicted model, not a curated record.